CAUUGCUGUGGCUCUGUGUAGUUGCAGGCUGGUGGUUGCUUUCUGUGCACGUAAACAAGGCACAUUAAUGACCCGUUUAAGGUCGACGUCAGGAUGACAUCACAGAAUCAGCUGGAGGGAAACACAGAACAGCACCACCAGGUGGUGACAGAGAGGCGUCGGGUGAGCGAAUAGAAGUAGUAAUAAUUAAAGCAAAGCGUUUCAAAUAGAAUCACCAUGAAAUGAUUGAAUCGAUCUCUAGUACUUCUUUAUAUAUCCCACGACUCGUGUAGUUACACCACCGUCCACCAGAGGGCGCUGCCUGAUUAGAACACAUCGUAAUAAAGUGAUACACAGGCGGUAUUUUUAGAGCCGACGUCUCAGGUGGAUCAAACUCAACCUAGAAACAGAAGAUUUGGGUCAUCAUCGACAACUCACAUGUUUACUAAUUAACAAACUGUGUUUACAAACAACAAAUAGAGAGAGAGGGAGAGAGAGAGAGAGAGAGAGAGAGCGAGAGAGAGAGAGAGAGAGAGAGAGAGAGAGAGGUGUGACUGUUUACCUGCUGUCUCAUAAUGUGUGUGUGAGCAUCUGAUUGGUGCAGACGAGCAGCAGGUACAGUUGGCUGCAGGCCGAGAUUCCUGCAACACUGAGUCACAUGGUCUGAUCAUUAUCUGUACACACACACACACACACACACACACACACGCACGCACGCACGCACGCACACACACACACACACACACACACACACACACACACACACACACACACACAGAGCAGGAAUCAGUGUAUUGUAUGAUUGCACAAGCCCUUCCCCCUCCCUCAGAUCUCCCUCCCUCUCUCUCUGCUCCUUGUUCGCUCUCUCUCUCUCUCUCUCUCUCUCUCCCUCUUUCUCUCUCACACACAAACACACACACACCCUGUGCGAGCGAGCAGCGAGUCGGUGCAGAGCCCUGUCGAGCAGAGAGGAGAUGAGAAGGAGGAGUCCGUGUUAGGGAGUCUACCUCUGCUGAGUUUCAGAGUCGGAGGAGUGGAGCUGUCCGACAACAUCACCCGAAAGUUUGCCUUUAAGGUGUGGCAGGAGGAGGACGAGCAGGGUGAUGAAGGUGAGGUGAAUAGGUCCGUUGUGUUCUGUAUGCAGGCGGAGCACGCAGGAACCAGAACCUACUUCUUCAGCAGCGACAGCCAUGAGGAGCAGGAGGACUGGAUCAGAGCCAUGAGCCAGGCCACACAGGUUACCGUGGAAACGGAGAGAAGGACGAUCUCAGACACCCCAGCUGAUAUCACCUCGGUAACCAAGACCCCUGACCCCCCCACACAGCAGCCCCCCAAUACACAAACAGACUCUGAGGCUGAACCUGAGCCCCCCCUCACUAAGACUAACGGGGUGGACUGCCAGGAAACGCCCCCACCCUCAACCCCCCGCUCAAACACUGACGGGAGAAGUGGGGUGGGGGCAAGAGAGGGGGAGGAUGAGGGGGGAGGCCCUGGCCCUGACACCUCCACCCACCCGAACCACCACCCAAACGGUUGGAGCAACCAUGGCUCUUCUAAAACUCUGCCCACUAACAACAGCAGCAGAAUCCCCCCCUCGAGGAGCCACAGUGUACACGCCCCACCUCAGGGACACACCCCCUUUCAGGGCCACCUGGAGGGGGGUGGCGGCCCCCUACAGGACCCAAGGGACCAGCAGGAGAACGUGGUGCUGAGGCGGGGCUUCGUCCCCCGCACAGCUCCAGAGAGGGUGGCCCAGAGGAAGAGCUCCAUGGCUCAGCUGCAGCAGUGGGUCAACCAAAGGAGGGGCGUGGCCUCCCAGGAGGACCUCCACAGCCCCUCUCGUUAUUACCCUGUGGGUCGAGGGGUCCCUGCUGAUUAUUAUGGUUUCCCUGGAGGCCCCCCCUUCAUAGAGGACUACCCUCUGUACCCUCCCGGAGUCCGCCCUGACAGCAUCUGCACGAUGUCUGCAGUGGGGGGUUACGACCGCCGCUGGACCGUGGAGGAGAAGCGUCACUCUCUGAGGGACGGCCCCCACCAGCUGUACGGACCCCCCAUGUCCCGGGACUCAUGGGGGCCACAGUACUAUGGAGGGAUGGAGACGUCUAUGAGGCGUCUGUCCAUCCAGCCCCGGUCCAGGUCAGUCCCGCGGUCCCCAUCCUCUUGUUCGGGGGGACCGUACUCUCCGGUACCACACAGCUUCGCCUCGCCAGCUCGAUCGCCGUCCGCCCGCUUCGACCGAUUCCAGGGCAGGAUGAGGGACGACGUGAUCUAUGCUGAUCCAUCUGUGUACGGUCUGAGGAGGUCACUGAGCUCCCCCAAGUAUGACUACCCUGGAAACAGGAGGUCCUUAAGCCAAGGAUUAUACUACAACUACCCCGUCUCCCCCUCCAUCCACAGUAAAAUGGAGGACAUGUUAGACCUACAGCUGCAACGCAACCUGGAUUACUUAGACCAGCAGGUUCCCGACGGAAGUCAUCUGAUAACCAGAAUGUUGGAGCGCUCUCCCUCAGCAGCAAAGCUCUGUGUCCAAGUGCCUCCGUUCCAUGACGUCUACAGAGGAGAGCUUCACCCAACGCUAAAGCUCAACGAGAUAGAAACCAGCAAACUCCUGGGUCGACUGUGUGAGCAGAGCCGGAGCCUUAAAGACCACGAGGCUGUGGUCCACAGACUGAGGAUGGACAAGGACAGCCUGGAGGAGGCGCUGGUGGUGACUCAUCAGGAAAUGGAGCUGUAUCACAACCAACCUUUGGCCAUGGAGAAGCUACGGUACAAAAAGGAAACCCUGCAGAACCAGCUCAUCAACAUCCGAGGAGAGCUCUCGCAGGCCUCCAGUGCUUUAACCACCACUCGUAUGGAGUUUGAAGCGUUGGAGGACGAGGCCAGCGCCAUUCAUGGAGACCUGUGGGAGCAGCUGAAUGCAGGAGGACAGGUAGAGAGUGAGCUGGUUCGUCGGCACAUCCAGAAAGAGUUUUGGCGUGUGCAGGACGUGUUAGAGGGACUGCACAAGAACAACUCGUCCAGAGGAACAGACACAGCCAAGCACAGAGUGGCCGGCGGUGCAACAGGCUCCUUUAGCACCAAUAGUCCAGCCAGUCCCCUGAGCUCAGUAAGCCUCACCAGCCCGCUCAGCCCCUUCUCCCCCGUGCCCGGCUCCCAGGCCUCCCCCACCAAACAGCUGGGCCCGGAGGAAAACGUCCCCCCAAGGCCUCCCCUCCCUAAGUCUUACUACCCUUUGGAGCCCUCCUCCACCUUCCCCCCCUCCAUCCCCCCCCUGCCCUUUGACAGCACCGCCUGGCUGCACAGCUUGGGCAUCGAUGAAGGUUACCUAGACGGUGAAGAUGGUCUCUUCAGAAAGUUUGGAGAACAGAUCAUGGGUGAUGUGCAGGAGCAGCUCCAGGACCGACAGUCCAGCGUGAACAAAGUCGGUAUCGUUCCUCCAAGAACUAAAUCACCGACAGACGAGUCACACAUGGGACCAGCUCGAGCUUCUCGGUAUAACAGCCGAGCACAGAACGGAAUCUCCAGGGAGCGUCCAAAGAGCGCCGUGUUCACUGCCGAGGUCAAAUCCAAGAUGAGCGUGGAGGAGCAGAACGAGCGAAUCAGACGGAACCAGAGCAGCUCUGUGAGGGACAAGAGGCGGAGCCUUAACCUGUCAGGUGGCCAGUCUCCAGCCAACUACAAAGUGAUUCGACGGCGGUUGACAGCCCACGAGAUCGACAUCAAAGACUUGGAGGCGGCGGUUCGAGGUCAGGGUCUGGAGUCGCCUCGGGAGGAAAUCGCACGCCUGAGACGGCUGCGGAUGGAACCGGAACACUACGAGCUGGACAUCGGCAAGGGGCUGAUGGCUCCUGAUAAAGUCCUGAUCCCGGAGCGCUACCUAGACGUGGAGGACGACACUCCUCUGAGCCCCGAGGAGCAGAAGGAGAAGCAGAAGAAGCUGGAGAGGAUAAAGACGCUCAUCGCCAAAUCAAAUCUGCAGAACAUGGUUCCUGUGCUGGACGGUCCCGUGGAGGGUGUAGCUCCCGUUACCUCCCAGCAGCAGCUGCAGGAGCAGGAGAAGAGAAUCGAAAUCUCCUGCGCUCUGGCUGCUGAGGCGUCUCGCCGAAGCCGCAUUCUGUCUGCCCAGUGCGUCCCCAGCCCCCCCACCUCCCCGACCAGCCUGGCCCCUCCCCCUUCCUCAGCUGACCUCCCAAACUCCGCCCACAUCAUGAAGGUGUGAGUCCUACCAGCUCAAGCCCUGGCGGCCGUGAAGUUUGACGGGGCGUCUUUCUGAGGACCACUGGACGAACUGAACGAGAAAGAUAGACUUUUUAUUUUCUUUAGCACCUAAACUGACUCAACAGAAGCACUGGGGUACAUUUACAAACCCAUCAAGAAGCUGAAGGACUUCUGACCCACCAACACACACACAUACACACAUACACACAAUAACCUCUGACCCCUCCGACCCUAACGGUCUCCCACUGUGUGAGGCUGCAGAUCGACCAGCUGUGUGAUUCACCGUUUAGCUCAGGACACAAAGAUUACAGAUGUUGCUAGGUCACUAUGUUGAUGAUGGCGUGUUUUAAACUCUGAGAACUGAGGUCUGAUGGAUCCGGGGAGUACUGCAUGUGAGAGGACCAGGCGGGAGAAGAACAAGGAGGACAUAUUAAAGAAGACGUUUCAUGAUCAUUUCAUGUUGGAGAGAGAGGAGGGGGCUCAGUCUGAGGGUCUCUGGAGGGUUUGAUCUCUGGAGUGUUUGAGCGUCACAUCUCUGAUAAAUACUGCGGCGCAGUUACCGCCAACUCUCAGCAGAUGACUAUGUUUACACUCAGCCUAAUUGUGCGUGGCUGUUAGCGCCCCCUGUUGGUGAGUUAGCCUCUUUUUACAAUGAGGCUGAUUCACAGAGAAAGAGAUGAUUGCUCCCCAAAUGACUGAAUAACGGAUCAUUUAAAUACAAACAGCGAGGGUCAGAGACGCAGUUUGCGCAGUUAGAGGAACAUUUAAUUUUGUGAGUGUUUGUGACUCAGACGGCGUCUCUUUGACUCGUUCGGUUUAGAGCAAACAAAAGCAGCUCUUCAGAGAUUCAGACCCUCAGAGUGAAACCUCUCAUCGUGUGUAUAGAUCUAAUGACUUACCUGAACUCACUGUGACACCUGUUUCACCCCCCCCCCCCCCCCCCCCCCCCCCCCGCAACCCGGUAAAAUGCUCGUUUUUUUAUCUGUAUGCACCGACUCUUCUGAUUGGUUCACCUGGGUUUUUUUUCACUCACUUAUAUCAGAGGGGUCCUCUAAGUGAGCAGCUCCUCUCUCUGUAUGUUUGUUUGGUCGUCGUCAUGACAGAACUCAGGCCCCUCCCCCUUCCAUCAAGGCUGUUUAUGUGUUCGGUACGUUGAUUCUUUUUUAUACCACAAGUUUUCAAACGCCCUUUUCUUUUAAUGAUCUAUAGAAUCAAAAGGUUCUGAAGCUCUCUAAAUGACACGGACACGUAUAUGACCUUUACCCAGACGUCCCCGUGUUUUCGAUUCUUCUUAGAACCAUCUCAAAGGUCGUAGUGGUGGUCGGACCCUCCGCUGGUCGUGUGCGUUUGUAAAGCGUAGGUUAGAAAGUGAUUACGUUGGAUCUGUGGAAGUGAAACUAGAAGUGACCUUAGAAGACGUGUUGUUUAUCAUAUCGUUCUAUUCCUGAACUCAUGCAGUGCCAUUCGUCUGACGUUAAUUCAUCUCCUGAACUCUGGAGGAGCUGCAGCUCAAGCAGUCAGCGUUAAAUAAGAUCAAUGUUUACAGACUAUAAAUCAUUCAUCUGGAUCAGAACAUGAUGAAAACACGUUCAUUCUCUUCUGAAAGGAUUUAUUCCUGAUGUUUAUGAUUUUGUCUGAUAAAUAAAUAAAAUCAGUGUUUCUUGUUGUAAUACUCAAUUCAGCCACUAGAGGCUGAAAUAAAAUGCUAAAAUGUGUUUUUUUUUUUUACGUGAAACUGUUUUUAACCUGCAGAAAUUUUUUUAUUCACGAUGAUCACAAAGUCAAAUUAAACUUUAAGGAACUCUUCAGAAUUCAUCCCUCCGGGCUCCCGUACUUAAAAACAAACUACACAAAUAUUUAACCCUUUCAUGCAUUCUGGUCACCACAGAUGACAGAUCAGUCAUCAGUUCAACAGCUGUUUGCCCCUGAAUGCAGCAGUGGACUGAGAUUAGCCCCACACUGCCCCCCACUGGGCGGACUUUGUACGUGAAACUAAAAGCUCUUCAAAGUAAAAAUGGCCAAUGCAGAGUCAGAACUUGCAGCGCUGCAUGAUGUCUGUGACUUCUCUAAUAAAAUGCCCUGUUGAGCUUUUUGUUUCGUAUAUUUUUAAUUUGUGAACUGCAGCCAUCGAUCAAAGUUUCACUGAAAUGUGCUUUUAAGGAAUAAUUAAUCAGAAUCUUAUUUAAUUUCUCAGUUUGAGGAUCUGUUAGUGUGAAGGUCGUCUCUUUGCUGAAGCUUCCUCCAGAUGUAAACAUUCUGACCCUCCACACACACACACACACACACACACACAGACACACACACAGACACACACACACACAUAUGCACACGCACACACACACACACACACACACACACACACACACACAAACAGACACACACACAGACACACAACCUGUUACGUAUAUCUCUGCUGCCUCAAUGUCGUUCAGUCGGUCAUGUUGUUUGUAGAAAGCGUUCAGACUCGGAGCCCCUCCCCCCUCAUGUACUAAAUAAAGUUUAAAUAAAGUUUUUCUGACUCGGACGCCGGUCUGAGGCCGGCGCAGUGACGGCGUUCAUUUUAUGUGCAAACAGGAUUUCAGAGAAAACGUCUAUUUUUGUUUGAGUUUUGUAAGAAGGGAACGUGUCUGCAGAGCCAGGGAGUAUUUUUUUAGCUGCAUGGAGAUUUGAAGACAGGUUUUUACUCGGGGUUCAGUUUGACGCUCUUCACACAGGGGGCGUGUUCGAGGAACACCGGCACUAUGACGGCAGAACUUUGAUAUUUUUGGAUCUUUUUGAACGUGUUGCAGACAGACAGCUCGAAGAAGAGUUCAUCUUUGAUACCACAUGUAGCAUCUGUUCAGUGUAACCAGUGUACAUAAUGUUUUCCAGUAUAUCUGCACAUGUAACCACUGCUCCUCUGGGGGAAAUACACAAACUGCUUGAUCUAUGCAAAUGUUAAAAAACAGACGAAUAAUAUGACGCUUGCAAUAAAGUGAAUGUAAACAAACCAAGUGUUUCUCUAGAA
This is a messenger RNA of Labrus mixtus (cuckoo wrasse), 7204 nucleotides long. It is a transcript of the gene plekha6, whose product is annotated as pleckstrin homology domain containing, family A member 6. Bases 1118 to 4198 code for a protein of 1026 amino acids. NCBI's taxonomy places the organism in Eukaryota, Metazoa, Chordata, Actinopteri, Labriformes, Labridae. The record is from RefSeq and is a predicted model, not a curated record. The transcript is spliced from 23 exons.